AUGAGAUUAGCCGCGUAUGCUGGGGUUCGACAGGCCUCAGUGGCUCUGGCCACCGGUGUUUUCCUCAAAGCACUGCAUCAGAGGGCGAAUUUCUACUCUGCCUGCGUGUACUUAUCCCAAAGCAGCGCCAAUCUAAUGAUCCUGACGAAUGUCUGCCUCCUUGCGGUGGGAUUUCUCCUCUUCUGGCUUCAGCGACUACUCUACGGACCCCUACGACCGAUCGAGACCGAGCAACUGUACGAAAAAGCAUGGUUCGCGAUAACGGAGACCUGCCUGGCGAUGACGAUCUUCCGGGGGGAGCUCGGCGCCUGGUUCUUGGUCAUGUUCGUCUGUCUGCUGGUGGGCAAGGUUUGGGGCUGGAUUAGUGAGGGUCGCGUGGAGUUUUUGGAACAGCAGCCGCCGGCGAAUCCUCGGUUGUUCCACACCCGGCUGUCGAUUUCGUUGCUCUUGUCCGUCAUGUUCAACGCCUUCUUGUUGCGGUACUGCAUCACAACGGUCCUGGAACAGGCGCGACCGGACAUGAUGGUCAUGUUUGGCUUCGAGUUCGCCAUCUUGACCAUUUUUGUCCAGCUCGACCGCGGCCAGAUGAAGGCGAAGGUGGAGGAGCGGCGUCGAGAAAUAAGAGUAGAGAGAGCCGAGGCCAUCAGACGAGCCGCCCAGGCUGGCGAAAGCAGUCCGCCCACCAACCUCCCGGACGAGAAUGACAUCGAUGAGAUGGAGCUGGAUGUUCCCGGCUGGGAGGAGAAAGGUCGCUGGGUCUUCUACCUUGAUCUUCUCACCGAUUUCCUGAAGCUCACGGUGUAUCUCACUUUCUUCGCCAUCCUGUUCACGUUCUACGGUCUCCCCAUCCAUAUUCUGCGCGACGUCGUGGUUACCAUCCGCUCUUUUGGCCGACGAAUCAUGGACUUCAUGCGAUACCGCAACGCGACCCGCGAUAUGAACGAACGGUAUCCCGAUGCAACCGCCGAGGAGGUCACCCGGGAGGAAGUGUGCAUUAUCUGCCGCGAGGAGAUGACUCCGUGGCAACAGCCUGCAGACGGCGCUGGUCAACCAAGAGCCCGUGUCUCCGAGAGACUUCGCCCCAAGAAGUUGCCUUGUGGCCAUAUCUUGCACUUCGCGUGUCUUCGGAGCUGGUUAGAAAGGCAACAGAAUUGCCCGACGUGUCGGCGUCCGGUUCUUGCCCCCGCUCGUCCUGGUGGUCAAGCGGACACUCCCGGUCAGGCUCCAAACAUACCGGGCGCAAACCAACAGCCAGGAGGGGCCGGCGAUGGGCGCCCUCGUGCCCGAGUGUAUCAAUUUGGCCCGUUUCGGGUUGGAUUCGGUGCCGGCAGAGGUGACCUUUUCCAAAACCUCCACCAGCAGAUUCACCAGGGCAAUGCACCAUUGCCACCACUCAACAAUCAACAUCCUAAUGCGCGACAGAUCGGUUUCGGUUUUGGAUUUGGCCGGCCACCCCCACCUCCGACACAGUCCGUACGAACUCCCACCCACAUUGCAACUGACAUCCACAUGCAAUUGGACAUGAUGGAGGAACAUAUUCUCCGGGAGAUCAGCAGCUUGCGCGUGGCCGCGGACCACCUACAUUUGGUCCGCUUGUUACAGGCUGAGCUCCAUCGGCUUCGCACCCUGACCGGGAAUACCUCCAACUCCGCUCAAAGCCCCUUUUCCACUGCGCCGGUUCCUCCAACGCCCACAACAUCGACUUCGACACGCCACCAACAGUUUGAACCCCGCGCAACGGCCAUGGAAUCCGACGACAGUCGUCUUCCUGAGGGACUGAGCCUUCCGCCCGGCUGGACCCUGACGCCUUUGCACUCUGCCAGCGGAAUCUCGCCUUCCAGCCUUUCGAUGCCUGUUCCGCAAUCUAGUCAACCGGCACCGAGCCCCGAGACCAAUGCGGGCGCGCAAUCUACGCCUGCGCAAGAAGCGCAGUCCGGCCACGAGAGGAGCGAUGGGGCGGGAACAUUCACCGAAUCUGUUCCGCAAGACCUGCCGAACUGGCAGUCGAAUGCGACACCGGCAUCUGUCAGCCAAAAUGACGUCGCCCCGUCGAACGAUUGGACGGACGUGGCAGCGGAGACUCAGAGUGAGAAGGCCGGGCCGACGUCUACCGUCGAGGGAAGUGGUAUCGACGGAGAACAAACCUCAUCCUCCCCUUCCAAGGGCAAGGCGCGGGUGCCUACGGUGGAAGAUGCGGUAGACGAUGGGGUUUGA
Aspergillus terreus NIH2624 is the source of this 2214-nucleotide messenger RNA. It is a transcript of the gene hrdA, whose product is annotated as E3 ubiquitin-protein ligase HRD1. Bases 1 to 2214 code for a protein of 737 amino acids. The transcript is spliced from 4 exons. Gene Ontology annotation, cellular component: cytoplasm. The record is from RefSeq and is a predicted model, not a curated record. NCBI's taxonomy places the organism in Eukaryota, Fungi, Ascomycota, Eurotiomycetes, Eurotiales, Aspergillaceae.